AUCUAUUCUCUUUUUUUCAAAAAAAAUCAUCUUGGAGAUUGUGUAAUGCUUACUCUCAAACUCUUCGUUUACACAGUAGUGAUAUUUUUUGUUUCUCUCUUCAUCUUUGGAUUCCUAUCUAAUGAUCCCGGACGUAAUCCUGGACGUGAAGAAUAA
This is a messenger RNA of Nicotiana tabacum (common tobacco), 156 nucleotides long. NCBI's taxonomy places the organism in Eukaryota, Viridiplantae, Streptophyta, Magnoliopsida, Solanales, Solanaceae. The record is from the annotation of a RefSeq genome assembly.